CCAGCACAUCAACAUCAAAUAUUGCAUGUCUACUUUCCUUCAGGAACCGAUUCUUUCAAUACACGUGAGAAACAAGCCUGAUUCAAGGUUCUGUAGUUCUAAAAGGUCUUUUCUCUGCUGAGUGUUGACAUUUAUAUGCUUUCGUAUCCUCCACACGAUAUGCUACUACUGCAUAUUUUUUCCCCAUGACUCUUCUAAAGGCGUAACUUGCUUGACCAAAAGCAAGAUGCGUAACCUGGAUUUCAGAACGAGUAAACACGCUUGAGUUCACUGUUCAUAACGAGUUCCAGGACAGUGAUUGGAAUCAAAUUUUGAUCCGUGACAUGAAUGAAGAGCAAGAAUAUCUCGGUUUUGUAGCUUGGACUCUGCAGAACCAUCUAUUAUCUGAGUUUUUAGUGCUUGGUCAAAUUGUUCAUCUGUUAUUCUUCUCUCCACCAAUAGUUUUGCUGCCCGAGGAAUGGCAAAGAAGUGCCAGCUUUGACAAUUUAACUCUCCCAAAUUCGAACUCCUAUGCAACUUUUCGUCUCUCCAUUGUAAGGUCUUGUGAAUAGGAAAAGUGGUCGUCUGGAAAUUAACCAAGCAAUGGCCGUUCUUUCUCUUUUGCUUUCUAUUACAAAACUGUUAUUGAUAAUCGCCCCCUCUUCUUCUGCAUCAAAUGUUAUUACCCAUAAGCAGCCACUUCCUGAUGGAAGGACUUUGGUGUCUAAAGAUGGGAUCUUUGAACUGGGCUUCUUCAGCCCAGGUAGUUCCACAAACCGAUGCGUUGGAAUCUGGUACAGAAACAUCCCACAGAAAACUGUUUUUUGGGUGGCCAACCGUGAAAAACCAGUCAAGGAAAACUCAAGUAUGUUGAGCAUAAACACAGAGAGACGUCUUGUGCUGCACAGCCAGAAUCAGACUGUUGUUUGGUCAGCAAACUCAACAAUACAAGGCUUGAAUUGCCCAACUUCUAGGCUCUGGAAACCUUGUCUCGAGAAAUGAACAAGACCAGGAUCCUCAAAACUACCUGUGGCAGAGUUUUGAUUAUCCUUCUGAUACUUUUUUACCAGGAAUGAAGAUUGGGUGGGACCAAGAAACUGGGCUAAA
Molecule: messenger RNA, 1086 nt
Organism: Prosopis cineraria
Lineage: Eukaryota; Viridiplantae; Streptophyta; Magnoliopsida; Fabales; Fabaceae
Product: G-type lectin S-receptor-like serine/threonine-protein kinase At1g61370
Exons: 1
Coding region: 583-981 (132 amino acids)
Source: RefSeq, a predicted model, not a curated record